Molecule: messenger RNA, 1419 nt
Organism: Dermacentor albipictus
Lineage: Eukaryota; Metazoa; Arthropoda; Arachnida; Ixodida; Ixodidae
Source: RefSeq, a predicted model, not a curated record
GCACCGCAAAGACGACGGCAACCCGUUGUGCCACUGGCUCUCUUCCGGCUUCUCCGUUGGUGACAACUUGGCAAAAAAAUGGGUGAGACAGAGAUGGGGUCGACCGUCGAGUCCACUGUGGAAGCGUCUUCUUACACAAGCGAAACGACAAAGACGAUGACAAAGCGGAAAGUGACAACGACGACCACCACAGCAACAAAGGCAACGACAUCAAAGAAGACGACAACGAGGAAGACGACAACAAAGAGGACGACAACAAAGAGGACGACAACGACAACGACGCAGCGGCCCAUCCCACCGUACUCGCUGGCGUGCACGUAUGGGCCGGAUAUCAAGGCGAGUUCUCGGUUCCCAGAGGACGGCGUGUGCGACUACACCUUCCUGGAGCAGAUGCCCGCCUCGCGUGCCAAGGACUUUGGCGGGCCGUACCCGUCCGAAGUGCAGCACUUCAUCAACACCGCGGCGCGUCACACGAAGACCGAGUACGGCGUCGCCUUCGAUUACAAAACACGUAGCCGCACGGCUGCGGCAUCGAAGGACUCCUCCAUGAAAGGUCAUUUGCACAAGUUGUUUACGAAGAGAAUUUUCCAUUACGGCUACAUCAACACCGACACCUACCAAUUCGACAAAAGAGGAAUGGUUGAGUCGCUGCACAUACUAAAGCGGCUUACGAGUUACUUGGAAGACCGGAAGACCCCUGAGCGCCAGAUCUACACCGUAAUGGCGUCGGCAUGGAGUCAGUUCUAUGAUGAAAUCUCGGCUUCGAACGUGGCAGAGGCGUUCAGGACCGUGCUUAUGCCGGACCUAUUCAUCUCGAAAGCGCACCUAUACGAUCUGGACAGCUAUGAUAAGGAAUGCAGAAUUUUGCCAGAGAAUCUACUGAGACAACCAGAGCAUCUUGUGUUCAAGAACAUUUACUUCUUCAACUUGUUUACUGCAAUCAGGCACGCCGGCGACCUGGACAAGAUGCGGAACAAGGGCGUGAAGACGGCGGCACUGUCCGUUUCCGUGGGUCUGUACGGCCGCUGGUACUACGUGCACACCGACUCAUGGAAGCGGGUGAAGAACUACGCCCCUGGUGACGGCUGCAACCAGAAGGAAAAUAGGCACCAGCUCGCUGGCAUCGCCAAGCUCUGCCUUAGCCGGAAGAACGCAACCACACUGAAGUACGGACUCACGGCGGUGGGACUUGAGUUUUCGGAUUACUAUGGCCACUGUGGAAUGGGAAAGUUUCCAUUGCUGACCACAGUGAAGAGGACACUCGAGUUCUUCAAGCAAAAGUACAAGUCCCCGGACGCCUACCAGGACUGUCUGUCAGCGUAGCGUGCUGCUGUUAUUGGCACCGGAAUACAAGAUGUGUUACACGAGUCUGUUACGUUUCUGAUGUUAAGAGUAAGAUAAACUUCUUAGUCGCUGCUA